AUGCAUCGGUUCGUAUCACCCAUGACCCGCCUGACACUCGAGUACAUCGUCUACCACCCCGUUGGAGAGGACACCGACAAUUUACACCGCAACCUCAUUGUGGUUCAGUGCCCCGGCUGGGGUGUGGGCUCCCCCUAUCUCCAACACGGCCUCUCCGACCUCUGGGCUCCAGCUCCGACAGACUCAAACAACACCUCGCCCGCCGUGUACACGGUCGUCUUCCUCCAUCCCCGCGGCACGGGAGCCUCCGGUCCAGUCACAUGGAGUCACGGCUUGAGCACAAUGCCAGACAUGUGCUCAGAUCUCGAAGAUCUCCGCGUACACCUGCGAGUGGAAAAGAUUCCCGUCCUACUCGGCCACUCCAACGGCGGCGCCAUCGCUCUCGGCUACGCCGAGCUGUACCCAGACCGAGUCCAGAAACUGAUUCUCGUGCAGAACCAGAUCAUCGGCAUGGGAGACCAUCAAAACGACAAAAUCGAGGCAAGGAGACAGGACCCGCGGUACGGCAGAGCGCUGAAUAACCUCGCGGGUCGAUAUGCCGAUACGGACGAAGGACUCACCGAGUCGGUCAAUGCGCUUUGGCCUCUGUACUUCUACGAUCCGGCAAGGUACAUUGACGAAUUUUUGUACGCCGUCGGGGAUCAGAAGUUUUCCGUGUUCACAUAUCGAUACCAAGCACACUGUGAUGAAAAUCUCCCCAACCCGACGCAGAUGAUUGAUGGCCUGAAAUAUAUCCGGGCCCCGACGCUAGUCAUCUUCGGAGAGGACGACAUGAUCAUCGGGCUGAAGGUCGCUUGA
Molecule: messenger RNA, 798 nt
Organism: Penicillium brasilianum
Lineage: Eukaryota; Fungi; Ascomycota; Eurotiomycetes; Eurotiales; Aspergillaceae
Source: the annotation of a GenBank genome assembly